CUCUUUCUUCUUUUUUUUUCUUCAGCAAGUUCUCAAACUUCCAAAAGCCAGUUGUGUUUUUUCCCCCUCCCCCCUUUCUUUCCCCUUUCCCAUCGUAGAGCUGUGCUCUAUCGAUUAAUUCACUUUCACUAAUACACCAAAAACUCAAAUCACGGUAGCUUGCUGGUCUCGCUAUCCCCCAAAUUCACACUCACAUACCCCCCAAAGCACUAACUGGUUUUUGCUUGCUCGACUCGCCGUCUUACGCGCCAAUUUACAUUCUUCUCAAGAUUCGUUUUUAGUUUUAUUUUCAGCAUUACCCCUUAAUCAGUCAACAUGUCCGCCAUUCAGCUUUCGUUCUCUCUCCGUGUUUCUUCUGGCGUCAAGACCGUCCAUCUUCUUGGUUCCUGGGACAACUACGCCGGCCAGCUCCCCCUUUCCAAGGACAAGACCUCCUCCAAGUCCGGCUCGUGGAAGGGCACCUUCCGCUUCCAGCCCGCUCUUGUCCAGCCCGGCCAGCGCUACUGGUACUACUACAUCAUCGAUGGCUACCACGUCUCCCACAACCCCUCCGAGGAGUUCACCGUUGAGCCCACCACCGGCCGCUCCCUGAACAUCCUCGACGUUCCCAAGUCUUCCUCCUCCUCCAAGAGCUCCUCCCGCCACUCCCGCGACUCCGUCAAGUCCUCCAAGCGCGAGUCCCUCUCCCUCGACAUCCCCAAGGGUCGCCCUCUCUCCGUCUCCCAGAUCAAGGCUCCCAAGCCCAUGUCUCCCCACGCCACCCGCCACAUCCUCGAUGCCGACUACAACAUCGACGAGCUCUCCAGCCGCUUUGCCACCACUGGCAUCUACGACGAGUACGAUGAGGACGUCAUCACCGACUUCGACAUGCGCUCCUCCCCCGUCUCCUCCACCGGUUCCUCCGUCAGCUACCGCUCCGACAGCUCCAGCCCCAGCUCUUCCCUCUCCGGCUACUCCACUCCCGCUUCGGACUGCUCCAGCUGCAUCUGCGAGCGCUACGGCAUCACCCGCAAGGGCGAGCGCGUCCGUCUCGACUGCGGUGGCUCCCGCUGCGGCUACGAGGACUCCUGCUCCUCCGAGGAUGAGGAGAACUACGUUGAGCGCAGCUCUCGCCGCAACGGCAUCGUCGUCCGUGCUUAAGUGGCUUCACCCCUGCCUCGGGUGAGGAAAUUUGAAGAAGACUCCAUCCUCCGACUUUUGGAAGGGAACUCAAGUAGGAACGUUUUGUGUGUUGUGUGCAGCCCGGCCUUAUUAGUGCCAUUAAUUUGCCACCACCGUCCCAUACUCCCAAUCCGGUCAACCAAGAAGACAUAUCGACGUCCCAGUCUCGAUUCCAGCUUUCAGAUGUUUGCGCCUAGUUCGCCAUCUCGUCGCUCGGAAUUCGAUGAGAGAUUAAUACGGUCCGAUCACGC
Messenger RNA from Neurospora tetraspora, 1412 nucleotides. RefSeq lists its product as uncharacterized. The coding region runs from base 316 to 1140 and encodes 274 amino acids. The transcript has a single exon. NCBI's taxonomy places the organism in Eukaryota, Fungi, Ascomycota, Sordariomycetes, Sordariales, Sordariaceae. The record is from RefSeq and is a predicted model, not a curated record.